AUGGCGCAAUGGCGUUUUGGAUCUUCUGCACUUGGAGAGCUUUUCAACCAGAAUGUAGAACUCUUCUACAUCUUCGAAUCACUCUUUCCAACUACAAAAUUAAGGAAAUUAAAGAAUGUAACGCAGAACACUCCGGAAAGCAAAGAAAUGGCCAGAGAUAUACUUCGCGGUUUAGCCAAGUGCGAUUUCAAAACGGACUAUGUUGAGAUUUUAAAUCAUUGGGGUGGUUCACAUAUGAACAGAGGACUCUGUUUGAACAGUACAUCUUGCAGAAUGCACUCAGCAAGCGCUCUCGGGGAAUUUUGCAAAGAAUUUAAAGGUAAACUUGCCACGAAGAUCAUCCACGCCGAUCUAGACCUUCUGAAGCCGCUGGUGGUUGAGGACGGUAUCAAUCUCAAAAUUAUUCACCUUGUUCGUGAUCCCCGUGGAGCUGCCUCGUCCAGACUACCUGAACACCGGUUAUCCGCGAAAUGUGGCUAA
This is a messenger RNA of Strongylocentrotus purpuratus (purple sea urchin), 480 nucleotides long. RefSeq names its product carbohydrate sulfotransferase 3-like. Gene Ontology annotation, biological process: sulfur compound metabolic process; N-acetylglucosamine metabolic process. Lineage: Eukaryota; Metazoa; Echinodermata; Echinoidea; Camarodonta; Strongylocentrotidae. Gene Ontology annotation, molecular function: N-acetylglucosamine 6-O-sulfotransferase activity. The transcript has a single exon. The record is from RefSeq and is a predicted model, not a curated record. The coding region runs from base 1 to 480 and encodes 159 amino acids.